Messenger RNA from Epinephelus moara (kelp grouper), 5534 nucleotides. It is a transcript of the gene asxl1, whose product is annotated as ASXL transcriptional regulator 1. Gene Ontology annotation, biological process: positive regulation of transcription by RNA polymerase II; animal organ morphogenesis. Gene Ontology annotation, molecular function: DNA binding; chromatin binding; peroxisome proliferator activated receptor binding. The record is from RefSeq and is a predicted model, not a curated record. NCBI's taxonomy places the organism in Eukaryota, Metazoa, Chordata, Actinopteri, Perciformes, Serranidae. The transcript is spliced from 11 exons. Gene Ontology annotation, cellular component: PR-DUB complex. The coding region runs from base 323 to 4984 and encodes 1553 amino acids.
UUGACCUGGUUGUUGCAUUCCAAAGAGGCUCGUCCUGCAGCAGCAUCACAGCCAGCCCUGCACUCACGCUGCUUUUGUGUUACAGAGAAACGAUGUAUGUUGAGCUAGCUUAGACAAGGCACUGGACACAGUAGCGAAAAUUAUCAGAGACGAACAGACACCAUAGCAUCGUCCCGAGUUAAAAGGAACGUCUUGUUCUGGGUCUACCACACAGUUAACCUAGUACGUAGUUAGCCAUUUUGCUAAGCAGCUAAACCGCCAUCGUAUUAAGGUUGCUUUGUAGACACACAGCAGGCUAGCCGCAGACACCAGCGCCGAGGAAAUGAAGGACAAACAAAAGAGAAAGAAGGAGCGGACCUGGGCUGAGGCAGCUCGCAUGGUUUUGGAGAACUUCUCAGAUGCACCCAUGACUCCUAAACAAAUCCUCCAUGUCAUCCAGACCAAGGGUCUGAAGGAAAUGCGGAGCGGUACAGCUCCUUUGGCCUGCCUGGUCACCAUGUUGCACUCCCAGGUGAGAGGAGACCGGGUCAAGAACAGCAUCUUCUUCAAGCUGCCUGGACGGAUGAGCCUGUUCACUCUCAAGAAGAACGCCCUCCAGUGGACGAAGACAACAUCAGAGUCAGAGUCACCAACAGAGCCAGCCAGCAGCACUGUCCCCCCAGCUCCCAGCAGCAGCACCCCUGCAGCAGGCAUGGUUGUGGCCCCGGUCGGCCCCACUGAGGCCACUGAGCAAGAAAGCUGCGACUCCACCGAGACCACCGCUGCUGCCAGUGGAGACAAUGACGCCUCGGUGGACGAGAGCUCGUCCAGUGCCUCCUGCUCCACAGAACUGCAGGCUCCCAGCACCCAGCCCCAGACCCGCCUCAGCAGGGCAGCAGGACAGCAGGGACGCACAGACACACAGCAGGCCCAACAUGUUCAGCACACCCAGACCAGACUGAGCCGCUCAAGACAGUCAGGAAGGCAGAGGAAAAAAGCAGUCAUGAUGCCUCGUGUUGUCCUCACCCCUCUUAAAGUGAAUGGAGAGCACGUCCCCUCAGGGCCUAUGAAGAGGAGUCGAGGAGGGGUGGAUGUAGACUUUGAAACACCUGGCUCCAUCCUGGUCAACACCAACAUCAGAGCCCUCAUCAACGUGCGGACCUUCUCAGCCUUCCCCACACACUCACAGCAACAGCUGCUGCAGCUGCUGCCAGAGGUGGACCGACAGAUUGGACCAGAUGGGAUGGCCAGACUAAGCAGCUCAGCUCUCAACAAUGAGUUCUUCACCCAUGCCUCCCAGAGCUGGAAAGAGAGGCUGGCUGAGGGUGAGUUCACCCAUGAGAUGCAGGUGCGUUUCCGGCAGGAAAUGGAGAAAGAGAAGAAGGUGGAGGCGUGGAAGGAAAAGUUUUUUGAAGAGUACCAUGGGCAAAAGUCUGGCCUGACACAAGAAGAGUCCUUAAAGCUUACCAUGAGUGAAGCCAAUGAAGUUGCAGCCAGUGUGCUGGACAGUGAUGUGGCUGUGGUUGCAACUGGUGCCCCCAAAAGACGCAGUGUGGGUCGGCGUAGGAGAGACGGCAGAAUGCGGAGACGCACGCGAGCUGACCUGCGUCGGAGGGCCCGUCGUACCCUCUGCAAGGCCACUUCUCCAGCUCUGCAGUCUGCAGAAGCAGCUGAGGCCAGCACUGCGCUGGACAUCUCAGCGGUCUCUCUUGGAUCUCCCAUGUCCGACAACACGGUGGUUCAAGGCGAGGUGGUGCUGCAGGCAGAGUGUGGCGUGGAGCUCCCAGCUGAGAGUGCCGCCAUAGAGCCAAAGCCUUCUCCCACUCCAGAGCCAGUCACACUGCCAGCCUCCACUCCUACUCCCACUCCCAGCCCCAGCCCAGCCUCCACCAGCGCAAAUGAAGAGCCCGAAGCUGUGGCCCGCCUGCUCCCAGAGGAGGCUGCACCUGCACUGGCUUCCACCUCCUCACCUUCCUCCUCCUCCUCCUCCUCCUCCUCCUCCUCCUCCUCCUCUUCUUCGUCUGCCUCAUCGCCUGUCUCCUCACCCUCCUCACCUUCUGAUAGACAGGGAGCUUUUGCUGCAGGACUGGACUCUUCGUCAUCCUCCUCAGCUUCCUCCAGUGCUGCAGUAGCUGCUGACCCCCUGGAUGACACCGCCUCCGUGGUCACCUCCAUCACAGGGGGCACCACCACCAGCAGCCGUGAGAGUAGCCCCUCAGCCAGCCCAGCCACCACCCCUGUACCCAGUGCUCAGCUCAAGGAGCAGAAAAGAAGGCCAGAUGAGACUCAGGCCUUCUCCAGCUUCCCCGAAAAGAGGCCGCGGCUUGACGACCGUCAGUCCUUUCGUACCACAAUUGACAGUGUCCGUUCGGAGAAGCCGCAGCCGACUACAGAAGAGCCCAAGGUGCCGCCUAUCAGGAUUCAACUGUCCAGAAUCAAACCCCCCUGGGUCAAAGGUCACCCCACCUACCAGAUCUGUCCCCGGAUCGUGCCCCCCGGCGAGGGCUCGCGGCGGUCGGGGACGGGGGGCGCGCGUACCCUGGCGGACAUCAAAGCCCGUGCCCAGCAAGCCCGUGCCCAGCGCGAGGCCGCUGCUGCUGUUGCAGCCACUGGCGACAGGGCAGAGCCGGCCGGGGUCAGGCUGCGGCCUGCUGCUGGGCUACAGGAUAGCAGCAAUGGACGACGAGCACGAGAACAUCCAGGACCUAUCGAGCCAGGAGGAGGAGGAGGAGGAGGAAAUGGAAGUGGAAGAAGGGGAGGUGGUGGGAUGGAGGAGCAGGGAUCGUCUUCAGGCACUAAUUCGACUGGAACACAACUACAGCUUCUCAAUGUAGAGCCUACGCCCCAACCACCCCCCUCCUUGUCCACUACGUCAACCUUUAUUUCCCUGGAGCCCCCGCAGACCCCAAGCCCUCCUCAAGAGGAGGCAGCUGGGAGGCCUGAGACUGGAGAGGAUGUAGAAGCAACAUCAGCCAGUGUUCAGAGCUCGUCUACUGGUAUCACAGAAAAGGCAGCUGAUUCAUGCUCUUUAAAGUCUGAGGUGCCUGAGCCUGUUGCUGCCUCCUCAGAGAUGGCUCACCAGGGUUGUGAAAAACCCUUACUGGCACCGACCUCCAUUCCAGAUUCCCUUCCCAGGUUUGGGGCUCAGGGUGUGGAUGUGAUUCAGACGCUAGCCAGCUCCUGUCAGCCCAAAGAUCAGGUCCAAGGGAAGGAGGCUGCAUUGGGUGGUGUAAUCCAACAUGGCUCCCACCACGUGGAACCCCAGGAGGUGUUUUCUCACUCAGCUGCAGAGAGACGGCAAACAGACGUAUCCUCUCCCCAACAAGCAGACUCCUUUGGCGGAGAGAAAGACGAUGAGGCUGCGACACAUAGUGAUUCCACAGAAACAGCCUCUGACUGUGAGAAUGACAUCCAGGAGGAUGAGCAGCCACAGCCUGACCAGGACUGGUGUGCUCAACUGAACAUUCAGCGAAACGGCCAGCUGGUCAUCUGUAGCCCUCCUCCUCAGAACCAAAAGCCAGUCAUCCAGGCCCGCAUGUCCAGCCGCCAAGGUCAGACUGUCAUUCAGCCUUGCUUUCCCAAGGGCCUGCCUCACCCUCAGCACAGCGAUCUUCAGUCUCUCCCCCCAGUCCAGCUGCAGGGGAUCAGGGACAACAACACUGUGGUCAAAGUGGAGCCUGGAGAUGAUUGUAGAGGCUCCAGACAGAGCUCGACUGAAGAGGACUGCCGUGGAGGAUUAAAGCCGUCUGUCACACAUCCAGUUGCUUCAGCUGCCUCCAAGAGAGUGGCCAGCUCCAUCAGACCAGUGUCCAGUGUGGAGGCCAACAACCCUUUGGUCACUCAGCUGCUACAGGGCAGCCUGCCUCUGGAGAAAGUUCUACCCUCGCACUCUGCCAACAGGCUGGAGAUCAGCCGAUUGCCAGGACCCCAACCCAGGCCACCAGUGGCACGGACCCAAGGGCCUCGUCACAGGCCUGAGGUCUUAGCACAGUCUCCUAGCCCCGAACUGAGUGCAGCCUCACAGAUACACAGCAAGUCUCCAGCAGGUCACCCAGUCUCCUGUCUGAUGGAGGCCCCGGCUGCAUCACAGUAUCAGUCUCAGCAGGCCCCCGGGGCUGUCCCGGUCAUCACCUCUCUGCCCACCUCCUCAUCCUCCUCCAGUUCUUUGUCCUUUAGAAGUAAGUCAGACCUUAGCUCUCAGCCCCCUGUGGGCUCUGCAGUUAUAAAAGACUCUCAUGGUCCUCAGCCCCCUCAGGGGGUCACUCCAGACAGGCCCCAGACAGCCCACCGAACCAUGCCUAAUGGCCCCUCUCCUCCACAUGCAGACCCCUGUCCCACCGAGGUGGUGCCUACCAUUAAGAUUAACUGGCGCCCUCCCCAGUCUCAUCUCCCCCACUCUCACCAACAGCAGCUGUCUCCUGCAUCCACCGUAAAGAAUGAAGGCAGUGUGCGGCCCACGUGCCAGGCCCUUGCCAAAUCAUCCCCCAUUAAACCCAUGAGUGUUACCAAAAAGGAGCCUGGGAGCUCUACGGACGGCUACCUGAGCGGAGGGGCCAUGGAGGGACUCCUCAACAUGGAGAUGACUUUAGCCAGGAUGACAAAGAAGGAACACAGCAAAGCUACCUAUUCCUCUGGCUCUCCCUCCUCCUCCUCCUCCCCCUCUCCCUCCUCCUCUGCCUCCACCCUUCCCUUCCAGCUGUAUGGGAAACUCCCCAAGCAUGGUGGCAUCGGAGGGGUGAGCUACACAGCCAAUGUGUCAGUGAUGGACAGCGGCAGUUUCUCCCGGAGCAUGGCUGACAGUGUGCUCCAGCUGCGCCCACGCAUGGCCUCCAGCCAGACCACCCUCAGCAUCCAGGCCUUUACUGACAGUACAGCUGAGGAGGUGGCUCUCAAGUGCUCGUGCCGCCUCAAAGCCAUGAUCAUGUGCCAAGGCUGCGGUGCAUUCUGCCAUGACGAUUGCAUCGGGCCCUCCAAACUGUGCGUGUCUUGUCUGGUGGUCAGAUAGUAUGUUGAAGUCCCUGUGCACUUUAGAACUGCUAUCUGGACUGGGAGGCUCCAGAGUGUACAGAAGCCUGAUUAACGUAGAGCACACAGGAGGAGCCUGACAGGCAAGAUUUGCCUUGUAUAAUAUGACUGGUCUGUAUUUUUGUUGUUGCAGAUUUUCUGAUUUUUUUUUAUUUUAUUAUUUUUUUUAGCUGUACUUAUAUAUUAUUAUUAUGGUUAUUGUUGUUAUUAAUAUUAAUUAUUAUUAUUAUUGUGACUUUGGGGCAUGGUUGAUUGUAACUUGUGCCUUUUUUGUUUUCUUUCCUCAAAAACAUUUACCUCAUCUUAUCUUGCACCACCUGUCAUCAUUUGGUGGCCAUCAUUGUUUUGGUCCUUCGUCUGCUUAGUGGACAGGGACUUAUUGUUGUCUUUUUGCGCAAAGAAGUAUUUUUUUAACCAUUAAAAUGAGUAAAUGACAUUGUUUCAUUGGUUUGUGUUUUGCCUCAUUUCAUGGUUCCCUUUAACUCCUGUCUGUAAAGUACAAUGAACAAAUAAAGUGAUCAUUGAAAGGU